CUUCGUUCUGUUUCCAUUUUCGGGGUGUUCCCAACUCAUCAUAAAGAUCCAUUGCACCGUACUAUAUCGUGCCCAACAAACACAGUUCAACAUAUAAUCGACGCUUCAAUAUCUCAUACCAGCACUGAACCUCUUAAGAUGGCAUCCAAGGGCAUGUGGGAGGUCGAUCCCGAGACUCGGUCCAAGCUGGCCACCCUCCAGAAGGAAUCAAAGAAUAAUGUCUGCUGCGAUUGCAAUGCGCCCUCCCCCCAGUGGGCGUCUCCCAAGUUUGGCAUCUUCAUCUGCCUCUCGUGCGCUGGUGUGCAUCGAGGCCUUGGAGUCCACAUUUCUUUCGUCAGGAGUAUUUCAAUGGACGCCUUCAAGUCGAGCGAAAUCGAACGAAUGCGACUGGGCGGCAACGAGGGAUGGAGGAACUUCUUCGAAGAGCAUGAGCAAACUAAGAUGAUGGGCAUCACAUGGGAAGACUCGACUAUUGCAGAGCGAUACAGUGGUGAAGUCGGUGAGGAGUGGAAGGAGAGACUGAGCUGCAAGGUCGAGGGCCGCGAAUACGUCCCUGGUGCGAAGAAGCCCGUGUCUGCGCCCACGAAACCCGCGUCGCGAACAGGAACUCCCAUGAGUGGUAGCUCGCGCCGCAAUGAGAGUCCUGCAGCGGGGUCAGGAGGCGGAGGCAAGGUCAAGGUGGACGACCAGUAUUUCUCAAGACUCGGAGCCGAUAACGCUGCACGACCGGAUCAUCUGCCACCCAGCCAGGGAGGAAAAUAUGCUGGAUUUGGAAGUACUCCUGCGCCCAAUUCUUCGGACAACGACCUCAACUUUGGUGAUAUACAGAAGGACGCUGUCGCGACUCUGACUAGGGGAUUCGGCUGGUUCACGUCAACAGUCUCAAAGACCGCCAAGACUGUUAAUGAUGGCUACAUUCAGCCCACUGCUAAGCAGUUUGCUGAAGGCGACUUUGCUAAGCAAGCUCAACUGACCGCUUCCGCUUUCGCAAAGCAGGCCCAAGCAGCGGGCAAGAAUGCACAGGAGGGUUUCACCAGAUUUGUGGAAGGUCCUGAGAACCAGAAAAGUCGAGAAGCCCCCCUAGAUGAGAGCAAGAAGAGCUUUUGGGAUGAGUUCUCAAACCUGGCUGAUCAAAGACAACCCGCCAACAACUCAAUCGGCACAAGUGCUAUGGGAAUGGGCAAGAAGAGCACGGCGGCUCCUCCACCAAAGAAGCAGGAUGAUGCAUGGGACGAUUGGUGAGCGGCAGUGUAGUCUUGGCUGUUUCGAAGGAUAAUUUGUUGGCAAUCUAAGGUACCUAGUUGGAGCAUUGGAGUAUAGGCGUGCCUGCUAAAUGAACCAGUCUCUUUACAAAACACUCGACUUCUCUCGGAUCGCUUCAGCGUCCAAACAGAAUUGCCAGUAAACGCUUGCUGCUUCCAAUGCCGAACUACCUGAGUAGUCACCCACAACAACAAAUUCUUGAGUCCCA
Fusarium odoratissimum NRRL 54006 is the source of this 1471-nucleotide messenger RNA. RefSeq lists its product as uncharacterized. The transcript is spliced from 4 exons. The coding region runs from base 139 to 1242 and encodes 367 amino acids. Gene Ontology annotation, molecular function: GTPase activator activity. Gene Ontology annotation, biological process: regulation of endocytosis; regulation of ARF protein signal transduction. The record is from RefSeq and is a predicted model, not a curated record. Lineage: Eukaryota; Fungi; Ascomycota; Sordariomycetes; Hypocreales; Nectriaceae. Gene Ontology annotation, cellular component: Golgi membrane.